AUGAUGGAUGCUAGUGGAGAUACAGCCCUGCACAAGGCCGUGCGGAGCCAACAUCUAGAUGUGGUUAAGCUCUUGGUGACAGAAGAUUCUGAAUUUGAAUUUCCGCAUAACCAUGCACAGAAGACGCCACUCUAUCUGGCGUCUGAAUCUGGUUUUCACGGUGCUUUAAUGAAUAUCUUGAUAUCCUGCAAGAAACCAACUUAUGCUGCAGGUCCAUCUAAUAGAACGCCGCUGCAUGCAGCAGUAAUUCAGGAACAUAAAGGAUUGGGCAUUAGCCCAAUUAUUUGUUCAAUCUAUCUUGACCCGUCCAACUUCAGCCCAACCCGCCCAUUUGUCACUCCUACUCCUCUCUAUUUGCUUACUGCCUCUGGUAACUAUGUGCCUGAAUUAAUAAAUCACCCUAGAGCAAAAAAGAUGUCAUUUAACAAACAAAAUCAGACUCCACUUGAUAUAGUAUUGUCAUGGACAAUGACAACAAAGAAGGAGAAAUUGGUGGAGGAUUUGUGUAGCAUUAGCCGUUUUGAAAAACGUGACUUUGAGGUAAAGCGAAAGUACAAGUACAUGCACAAUCCAAAUGCUGAAAUGGGAACAGGAGUCAAAAUGCAAAUGAGGGAAGUUGAUCACGAUAAAGCUAAAAAGAUAGAUCAAACAGAAGUCGACAGUAUUAUGAAGGCAGCUCAAAUCCAUAUUAUUGUGGCCACUUUGAUAACGACAGUCACUUUUGCUGCUGGUAUCACAUUGCUAGGAGGUUUUGAGAGCGGCUCCGAUAACCCUAAUCAAGGGAUGAUGAUUCUAAUAAGGAAAACAACAUUUCAUGCAUUUGUUGUUUCUGAUGCCAUUGCCUUUACAUUCUCAGCAGUUGCCAUAUUCAUUUACUUCCUCAUGGUAGAUACAAGUAGAGAUCCUCAAAGUAAGAAAAUUAUAAAGAAGCCUUAUGAUCUCACAUGUAUUUUUCAGUGCUUGUCAAUAGUAGUAGUUGUAAUUGCACUUGCAACGGAUAUAUGA
Molecule: messenger RNA, 1005 nt
Organism: Capsicum annuum
Lineage: Eukaryota; Viridiplantae; Streptophyta; Magnoliopsida; Solanales; Solanaceae
Exons: 4
Coding region: 1-1005 (334 amino acids)
Cellular component (GO): plasma membrane
Molecular function (GO): protein phosphatase regulator activity; protein phosphatase 1 binding
Source: RefSeq, a predicted model, not a curated record